Tribolium castaneum (red flour beetle) is the source of this 928-nucleotide messenger RNA. RefSeq names its product 15-hydroxyprostaglandin dehydrogenase [NAD(+)]-like. The coding region runs from base 66 to 875 and encodes 269 amino acids. Gene Ontology annotation, molecular function: oxidoreductase activity, acting on the CH-OH group of donors, NAD or NADP as acceptor. The record is from RefSeq and is a predicted model, not a curated record. NCBI's taxonomy places the organism in Eukaryota, Metazoa, Arthropoda, Insecta, Coleoptera, Tenebrionidae. Gene Ontology annotation, cellular component: cytoplasm. The transcript has 5 exons.
UACUUGCAAAUUGCAGCUUAAACCUUCAGUUAUUUAUAUUGUGCGUAUGUGUUGAAAUAACAACAAUGCAGUUUGACAUAAAAAACAAAGUGGCUUUAAUUUCUGGAGCAGCAUCAGGAAUAUCUUUAGCCAUUGCUAAAGCAUUUUUACGCAAUGGAUUAAGGGGGGUUACAAUUGCUGACAUAAACACCGAACUUGGCGAAAAGGUUUUACAAGAGAUUAUAAAUGAGUUUGGAAAAAAUAAAGCUAUCUAUAUUCUCACCGAUGUAACUUGUAAGAAUAGCUAUGAAGCGGCAUUUAAAAAAACCAUCGAGACGUUUCAAAACUUAGACAUUGUGGUCAAUGGUGCAGGAAUUGUAAACGAAUUAGAUUGGCAACAAGAAGUUGACAUAAAUUUGAAUGGUACUUUGCACGGUACAAUUCUCGCUUUGGAAAACUACAUCCCAAAAUACAAAUCUGGUUCCGAAGGUGUAAUUGUCAAUAUUUCGUCAGCGGCUAUUUUAGACUGUUUCCCUCCAUAUCCAAUCUACACCGGUACAAAAUUUGCAGUGAUGGGAAUAAGUAAAUCAUUUGGUGCUGAAGUACAUUACAAAAGGACCAAAGUCAGAGUUUUGACUGCAUGUCCAGGAGUUACAGAAACACCAUUUGGUAUACAAGCAUCAGAAAAAUGUUUGAGUGAACCUUAUCGGAAAUUAAAGGAUGAAUAUUUUUCCGGAAUAUAUGAGCAAAAACCGGAAAGUGUGGCUGAAGGUGUGACUGAAAUUGUGAAAAACGCCCCAACUGGUACUGCAUGGAUUAUGGUGGAGGAUAAAAAACCAGAGGAGUUGGUGUGGCCAUCUGAAGGAAAGAAUUUUGCUCCCAAGAAAAAGAAGUGACAAACUAAACUGUUGUCUUCCGCUUGAUUUAAAAAAUUAAAUCAGCUUCAGAA